AUGACAGUACCUCCAACAGCUAGCUUAUUGCAGAGGCUGAGAGAAAUUCAUCGAGAAGCCAUGUGCGCCGAUAUAUCCUUUUGGUGCAGAACACAUUGGCGAAAAAUCCUGGCGGAAUUUAUUUCCACCUUCCUCCUUAUAUUACUCGGUUGUAUGUCGUGUGUGCCGGCCCCGGGCAGCGAUGCCAGCAUAUACCCAGCCUUUGGAUUCGGCAGUGCAGUCAUGUUCAAUGUCCAAAUAUUCGGCCACAUAUCUGGAGCACACAUGAAUCCAUCAGUGACUUUAGCAUCAGUCAUCUGGGGCAGUACACCCAUUGAUUUGGCAGGUGCUUAUGUAGUAGCGCAAUGUGCGGGAUCAAUAGUUGGUUAUGGGAUCCUAGUCCUGCUGUCACCAAUCGAUUUGUUGAACGCAGGAGUAUGUGUUACGAGGCCAAUAUUCGGGAUGUCGAUGUUCCAAGCAUUAGGAAUUGAGAUUUUUAUUACGGCAGCCUUGUGCUUUGUCUGUUUGAGUGUGUGGGAUCCAGUAAAUGAGAAAAAGCAAGAUAGCACUGCACUGAAGCUUGGUGUUACGAUUCUGGGACUUAUUUUUAUAUCUGGGCCGCUGACUGGUGCCAGCAUGAACCCUGCGAGGAGCUUGGGUCCUGCGAUAUGGAGCGUGCAGUGGGUUCGGCACUGGGUUUACUGGCUUGGACCUCUUUUGGGAGGUGCUUUGGCGGCAGUGAUAUACAAAUACGUCCUUUUAAAGAAACUGCUGGUACAGACUCCCGAUAAGGUUUGA
This is a messenger RNA of Helicoverpa zea (corn earworm), 777 nucleotides long. RefSeq names its product aquaporin-like. Bases 1 to 777 code for a protein of 258 amino acids. The record is from RefSeq and is a predicted model, not a curated record. NCBI's taxonomy places the organism in Eukaryota, Metazoa, Arthropoda, Insecta, Lepidoptera, Noctuidae. Gene Ontology annotation, biological process: transmembrane transport. Gene Ontology annotation, molecular function: water channel activity. Gene Ontology annotation, cellular component: plasma membrane. The transcript has a single exon.